Messenger RNA from Mastomys coucha (southern multimammate mouse), 3208 nucleotides. It is a transcript of the gene Ttll12, whose product is annotated as tubulin tyrosine ligase like 12. The coding region runs from base 34 to 1911 and encodes 625 amino acids. The transcript has 15 exons. The record is from RefSeq and is a predicted model, not a curated record. NCBI's taxonomy places the organism in Eukaryota, Metazoa, Chordata, Mammalia, Rodentia, Muridae. Gene Ontology annotation, biological process: protein modification process.
UACGGUGGGCGGCGCCGUGCUCAUCUGAGCACCAUGGAGAGCCAGUCUGGGCCACAGCCUGGCAGUCCGGGCCGCGCCGAGAGGCUGAAAGAGCGGCUGCUGGACGAGUUCGUGUCGCUGCACGGCCCCGCGCUGCGCGCCUCGGGAGUCCCGGAGCGACUAUGGGGCCGCCUUCUGCACAAGCUGGAGCACGAGGUUUUCGAUGCCGGGGAGAUGUUUGGGAUAAUGCAGGUGGAGGAGGUAGAGGAGGCUGAGGACGAGGCUGCCAGGGAGGCUCAGAGGAAGCAACCCAAUCCUGGGGGCGAGCUGUGCUACAAGGUCAUUGUGACCAGUGAGAGCGGCGUCCGGGCUGAUGACCCCAACAGCAUCUUCCUCAUUGACCAUGCCUGGACGUGCCGUGUGGAGCAUGCACGAAGACAGCUGCAGCAGGUACCGGGACUCCUGCACCGGAUGGCCAACCUCAUGGGCAUCGAGUUCCAUGGGGAAGUGCCCAGCCCAGAGGCCGUGGCCCUCGUGCUGGAGGAGAUGUGGAAAUUCAACCAGACCUACCAGCUGGCCCAUGGGACAGCCGAAGAGAAGGUGCCCGUGUGGUACAUCAUGGACGAGUUUGGCUCAAGGAUCCAGCACUCAGACAUGCCCAGCUUCGCUGCUGCUCCCUUCUUCUACAUGCCCCAGCAGGUGGCGUACACGCUGCUGUGGCCCCUACGGGACCUAGACACAGGCGAGGAGGUGACCCGGGACUUUGCCUACGGAGAGGCAGACCCUCUGAUCCGGAAAUGCAUGCUGCUGCCCUGGGCCCCCGCCGACAUGCUGGACCUCAGCUCCUCUACGCCCGAGCCUCCUGCCAAGUACUACCAGGCCAUUUUGGAGGAGAACAAGGAGAAACUGCCGCUCACCAUUAGCCCAGUGACACAUCCCCAGGGCCAUGUCUUCAGAGUCCACUGCGACGUGCAGCAGGUGCUCAGCCACCUCACCCACCCUCGCUUCACCUUCACUGAGAGUGAGGCUGACGCUGACAUCUUCUUCCACUUCUCACACUUCAAGGACUACAUGAAACUCAGCCAAGAGAGCCCACAGGUCCUACUCAACCAGUUCCCCUGCGAGAACCUGCUGACUGUUAAGGACUGUCUGGCCUCCAUCGCUCGCCGGGCUGGGGGUCCCGAGGGUCCCCCCUGGCUACCCCGAACCUUCAACCUGCGCACUGAGCUUCCCCAGUUUGUCAGCUAUUUCCAGCACCGGGAGAGGCGGGGUGAAGACAACCACUGGAUCUGCAAGCCCUGGAACCUGGCCCGCAGCCUGGACACUCACGUCACGAACAACCUCCUCAGUAUCAUUAGGCACCGAGAGAGCACUCCCAAGGUUGUGUCCAAGUACAUUGAAAGUCCCGUCUUGUUCCUCCGAGAAGAUGUGGGGAGUGUCAAGUUUGACAUCCGCUACAUUGUGCUGCUUCGCUCAGUGAGGCCGCUGAGGUUGUUUGUAUACGAUGUGUUCUGGCUGCGCUUCUCCAAUCGGCCCUUCGCCCUCAAUGACCUAGACGACUAUGAGAAGCAUUUCACCGUCAUGAACUAUGACCCGGAUGUGGUGCUGAAGCAGGUGCACUAUAAUGAGUUCAUCCCCCAGUUUGAGAAGCAGUACCCAGAGUUUCCCUGGAGUGAUGUGCAGGCUGAGAUCUUCAAGGCCUUCACCGAACUGUUCCAAGUAGCAUGUGCCAAGCCACCACCCAUGGGCCUCUGUGACUACCCCUCAUCCCGGGCCAUAUAUGCCAUUGACCUCAUGCUCAAGUGGGACAGCCACCCAGAUGACAGGUGUGUGCCUCCGUCCGUCUAUACCACAGUCCAGCCCGUCCUCUCAGACAGGAAAGCGGGUGAUGCAGCCCCAGAUCCUGGAGGUGAACUUCAACCCCGACUGUGAGCGAGCCUGCAGGUACCACCCCUCAUUCUUCAACGAUGUCUUCAGCACCUUGUUUCUGGACGAGACCGACGACUGCCACGUGACCCGCAUCAUCUAGGUGCCCAGAGUUCUGCCUGCGUGUGUAGCCGGUUCCAGCCUCUACUCACGGAACUGCCUCUGCAGUCCCAACCUUCUCCCUCCUUCUCUUCCCACCUUCCCUCCCUAGUCAGAGCCUUGGCCUAAGUAAGGCACAACCCUCCAGAGCCAUGUUCCUGCUUCGUGGGUGGGAUAUCAGGUCCAUGUGUGGCAGAGCUGGACAGUGAGUGGUAUCCCAAGGGCUGGGCUCUGACCCAGCACUCUCCGUACCUCUUAACGCCCUCUCUUCUCUGCAGCUCAGCCAAGGGCCUUUCUCCUGGCGUCCAGAGACUAUGCAGAUAAAGAGAUGUUCUACAGAAACAGGGUCUCACGGGGAAGUGUUUGGGAGCCCCUUAUCCACUAGGGCCAGGGAGUACUCUCUCAAAAUCUCUGCCCUCCUGUCCCAUGGCUGCUGUAAGCAGGGUAUGAGAACCCUGUGUUGCACCCACGGGCCCCAGAACAGCUAAGGGGAAACAUUUGCCAAGCCAGCCUUAUGCCUCGGCAUCUUCCACCAGAGCCUUCACCAGCAGACUUCCCAGCCAUACCUCCCCUUGGUAUUUCCCUUCUGGCUGGGCUGAGAGUCCCGUGGUCUCUGCGUGCUGGCACCUCACCAAGUCCCACUGUGCUCUUAUGGUAGACAGGGUGCUAGGGUUGUGACAUUUCAUGGCAGAGUCCAGGCAGGGGUGACUGGAAAUGCCAGAGCUGCUAAGAUGGCUCUGGGGAGAACUUCAUGUGGGACUCAGGCUGCCUCUUGCCAGGGUUCAGAAUCAAAGUGUUAAGGCUCAGGGUUGUUUGUUUUUCUUUCAACCUACAGAAAGACAAUGUAACAUGGAGUUCCUAAUUUUGUUGCUGAAAUUUGAAGUCGGCCACCACUGUUUCUGUAACUGCUGGGUGCCUGGAUCUGGCCCCCUAGGAAGUGGGUGUGGUUAGAGUGGGCGGGAGCUGCUUCCAGACUGUCCUACUGCUCCCGUGAGACACUGUGGUGGCUGUUGUACUUUUGAAGGUAAAAGUGACUCUCUCCUAGCAUGACUGGACAUGAUUCUUCCUGCUCAUCUCUGGGCAUGUGGGCCACCUGUUAGGGAGCCUGCCCCCAUGAGGGUCAGGGUAGACACUUGUGGUCCUGUCCCUGGAAAGCCGCUGGCCUCUGCCCUUUUAUACUGCAAUAAAAUACGCCUUCUUUUCA